AUUUAAACAUGUCAAACCAGUGGAUUAUGCACAAGGAAGAAAGCAGACACACACCUUCAAUUAUCAGAGGAAUGAAAUAUGAAGAAGAAUUAGUUUACAGAGUGCGAGGGGUAUGCCUAAUUCAAAUAGUUGGCUACCGAUUAGAAUUACCUGUACACACAGUGGCUACCGCCUCCACUCUCUACCAUCGAUUCUUUACACGAAAGUCCUUUCAAGACUACAAAUAUACCAGAAUAGCACAAGCGUGCCUUUUCAUUGCUUGUAAGAGCGAUGAAUCAUCUCGAAGAGCACAGGAUAUCGCCAAAUCAUGGACAUAUAAACCAAAGGAAGCCGUUCUGGAGAAAGUGAUUUCCAAAUUUAUUUCUGAUCUGCUUAGAAACGAACUCUUGGUGUUGGAAGUGACAUGCUUUGGUAUGACAUUCGAUCACCCUUAUUACGACAUGAUGGAAUUUGUUCAAGAAAUACAAAUUCCCAAUGAAGUUGCAACAGCCGCGACAGCUUUUAUUAAUGACAGCUUUAGAUUGCCGUUGUGUAUGUGGUACGAUGCUAAGGCAAUUGCAGCAACAGCGCUUGUCAUGGGAUAUCAAACAAGUGGCACACCACUUCCUGUCGACACAAAUACUCAUUGGUCAGAGUAUUUACACGCCAAUGCCGAGCAUAUUGGAGGUAAGGGGAUUGCAAUUUUUUUUUAUGUAUAUAUCUUUAGUUUUAUACUAUUGGAAACUGAAUAUGGCUAUAGAAAUCGCUGGUUCGAUUAUGGAUGUGUAUAAACUCCCAAAGUACAGUUUUUCUUCGAAAGACUAAGAAUGGACGAAAGUGGAGAAAGGGAGAAUUUUUUUUUAUUUUUUUUUAUUCGUUUACGAUAGAAUAAAAUUAUUAGGCCAUGAAUUAAAAAAAAAUUGAGCGUUAUGGACUAAAUCGCUUUUGUAACUGGUAGUAUACAUACUCGACUGAUUUUUUUCUUCUCUACAGUUUCUCCAGUUUGUUCGAUGAGUGGAAAGUAACAUGAGUUUGAGUAUGCAAUGCCGAGAAAAGAUGGGAUAAAAGCUUAGAAAUUCGAUUAGAUUAAACGAUGAUGAAAUACGGUCUCAUAUAAUAGAUUGGAAGUCUACCGGACAGUGCUGAUUUUUUAAAAAAAAAACGAAAAGGGAAAGGAUCUAUCAUUGGAAUUGAAACAUAUUACACUUUGAAAAUAC
Molecule: messenger RNA, 1196 nt
Organism: Mucor mucedo
Lineage: Eukaryota; Fungi; Mucoromycota; Mucoromycetes; Mucorales; Mucoraceae
Product: cyclin-like protein
Exons: 7
Coding region: 9-770 (253 amino acids)
Biological process (GO): positive regulation of DNA-templated transcription, elongation; regulation of transcription by RNA polymerase II
Cellular component (GO): nucleus; cyclin/CDK positive transcription elongation factor complex
Molecular function (GO): cyclin-dependent protein serine/threonine kinase activator activity
Source: RefSeq, a predicted model, not a curated record